AUGGUGUGCAUGUGUGGGGCCCUCAUCACUGUGUAUCUGUUAGGAGAACACGUCAUGACCGGAGCCAGGAAAUACGCUGCGUUUGCGGUGCUCUUUGUUUUGGUGAUUUUCCUUACGACGUUGACGUUUUCCUAUCAACGGUUAAUCACCAGGAACCCGUACGUUAGCGCUGGAGACCAUGAGGAUAGUCUGAAGCCACAGUCAAAACCUCGCCUCAUCGAGCAAAGAGUUAAGCUUUGUCUUCUCAAGCAGCCUGUCCUUUUCAACCAGACCACACACCCCAAAUACACGAAAGUUGUCGUCCUAAACAGAGACCAGCUCGUUCAUCAAGGAGAAGUUCUUACCGUAAAGGUUAUGGCAGGAGACAAGGAAGGAAGGCCGAAGACGAGCGGAGGAGAUUUUUUCCGUGCCAGGCUCAUCGGCAGUGACGGUUCUGUGCAGGCCAGUAGCGCCGGUCACGUCACUGAUCACUGUAACGGUACCUACACCGUGCAGUUCCCGCUCUACUGGGUAGGAACCGUUUCGAUAAAGAUCCAGCUUGUUCAUCCAAGCGAGGCGGUGAAGGUUCUGCAAAGAGUACGAGAAACUCCAAACAAGAGAUUUUUCUACUGCAGCUUUGUGGACGCGAACAACACCGAUACGACACGAUGUUUCAGCUCUGUCAACCCCAGCCUACCGUCCUACCAACAGUGUGACUUCUCAAAGCCAGAGGUGAACGGAACCUGGGUUUGUGAGAAGCCGGACAAACUUCCGUGUUCCGCCGUCUCAAAAUGUCGGUGGGACCGGCUCGAGAGCGUGGCAAGGACGCUGCGAGGCGUGUCUCAACAGGAAGAGACACUUUUCCAAAAGCCGUAUAUUGAGAAAGAACUUGAAGUAGAACCCAAUGAGCCCAUACCUGUUCUUGAGCGACAAGGUCGACGUCCCACAACUCAACACCUUCCACCGUGUACCUGGGACAAGUCUGCAUCUGUAGGACACUGGUCAGGCAAUGUCUGGAAGUCAUCCGUUUGCAACGUCCGAGUGUUCACUCAGAGAGACAUCCAGCGGUGCCUGGCUAACAAGACCGUGUACAUGCAAGGUGACUCAACCCUCAGACAAUGGAGCGAGCGUUUGCAGGAGAUAGUGCCGUUGUACUACAAUAAGAAUACCAUGGAUUUUACAGCUAUUCUAGCAGGAGACAACCGCCAAUGGAACAUCUCAGUUCGCUACCGGUUUCACCACUUCCCACUGCAACAAGUCAACUGGAAUGUCUUCUCUAACUUCCGUUACGUUGCUGAUGAGUUGGACCCCAGUCCCGGGGGUUCAAACACGGUUAUAGUCCUGAGUCUGUGGGCUCACUUUACGGCAGAGCCGCUAGAAAUAAUCCGGUCCAGACUGUACGCCAUACGGGGCGCCAUACACCGUCUCAAGCGCAGGAGUCCUGCUACACAGAUUGUUGUGAGAACUGGAACAACGCGACAGCACAGAACCGCAUAUACACGGAGAGGAGCAGAGCUGCAGUUCUACUUGACAGGAAGUGACUGGCUGUCUUACCAGAUCACGGAGGUGAUACGGGAGAUGUUCCGAGCGGAUCCAGACGUGGUUGUGCUGGACACGUGGGACAUGAGCGUGUGCCAGCCGGGGAAGGACGCCAUCCACCCUGAUGAAACCAUGGUAGACAACCAGUUAAACAUGCUGCUUUCUCAUAUCUGUCCUAACUAGAGAUGGCAGAACGUUCGUAUAAUACUGCAGAG
Messenger RNA from Branchiostoma belcheri (Belcher's lancelet), 1733 nucleotides. RefSeq names its product NXPE family member 3-like. NCBI's taxonomy places the organism in Eukaryota, Metazoa, Chordata, Leptocardii, Amphioxiformes, Branchiostomatidae. The record is from RefSeq and is a predicted model, not a curated record. The transcript has 6 exons. The coding region runs from base 1 to 1701 and encodes 566 amino acids.